UACAGCUGUUGAAUUCAAGAGACAAAAUGUUCGGCAAGCUGUUCGUGAGCGCCGUUCUGCUGGCUAUUCUAGCCAUCCUGCCUGCCUCGGCAUCUCCUGGAUACUUCGGUGGCGGAGGCUUCGGUGGGCGCAGUGGAUAUGGAGGAGGUGGUGGAUACGGUGGUGGUGGAUUCGGAGGUGGUGGGUUCGGAGGUGGUGGAUAUGGGGGUGGUCGAGGAUUCGGCGGCAGACAUGCUUUCGACCCUGACGGGUUUUAUUCCCCAGAGAAGCUUAAUUUCGACCCUAUGGAGCGACAGUUCGUGAGCGCCGUGCUGCUGGCUAUCCUAGCCGUACUGCCUGCCUCGGCAUCUCCUGGAUACUUCGGUGGCGGAGGCUUCGGUGGGCGCGGUGGAUAUGGAGGAGGUGGUGGAUACGGUGGUGGUGGAUUCGGUGGUGGUUAUGGUGGUCGCCUGGGUGGAGGUGGUGGAACGCUUGCUAUCGCUUCGGGACUCACUCGAGGAUUCGUAGGAGGACAUGGUGCACACAACUCAUCGCUCCCUCAAUCUGUCAGCUCCAAGCUACCAACCGAUCAAUUAACUUACUUCAGCAUGGCUGCGAAAAUGAUCAUCGUUGCUGCCGCACUGGCGAUUAUCCUGCAAGCCUGCGCUGCCGCGCCCAAAAUCGGACACUUCGGCGGCCACGGACUCGGCUUAGGCUUGGGCUUCGACAAAGGCUUCGGUGGAUCUUAUGGCGGCGGUUAUGGUGGAUAUGGGGGAAUCCAAGCCGGCUAUGGAGGAUACAAGGAAUCAUACGGAGGAUUCGGAGGUCUGCAGAAAGGAUUCGGCGGGUAUCAUGGUGGUAUUGGAUCUUACGGAGCUGGAGGCUACGGUGCCGGUGGAUUUGGCGGUGGCAUUGGAGCUGGGAUUGGAGCUGGUUAUGGAUUAGGAGGAUAUCACGGAUUAGGAGUGUACUAAAAAUGCAACUUCAUCCGUUCAUCCGUCAAGCAUCUUUACCGUCUUCGUCGUCCUGACAUCUCGGCCGCAAUUAGAAGGUCGUCAUGGCCAGCGGUUUUAUUUAUAUGCACUUUAAAUAUCAAUGAUUGUCAUCUGCUAUAAUGAUUGUUUCUCUGCCCUAUGGAAAUUUCUGAAUAAAUAUAUACUUUUUCUCGC
Hyalella azteca is the source of this 1148-nucleotide messenger RNA. Its product is annotated as glycine-rich cell wall structural protein 2. The record is from RefSeq and is a predicted model, not a curated record. The transcript is spliced from 7 exons. Lineage: Eukaryota; Metazoa; Arthropoda; Malacostraca; Amphipoda; Hyalellidae. Bases 27 to 953 code for a protein of 308 amino acids.